AUGUCACAACAUCAAGAUACAUCUGCUUCUAAAAAUACUAAGUCUACUCCAAAAUUUAGUGUUCCUCCCAUGGGCGUCCCUGAUGAUGAGAUUCUGGAUGUGGCUCAUCUCUCUAUUAUUCCCGCCGCGGACAUUGAUUUGAAACAACCCAUCUCCAUUGAUGCCUCCGCUUCUGCGUGUUCCAAUCAAGGUAAUCCCUCUAGUAUUCCAUCUGGUUCAACUUCUAUCACUAAGUAUAAGGAAGAAACACACUAUACUGAUCGUGUUAUAAGAGACAUAGUUACUACAAUUCUUAAUGAAUGUCACUCUGUGAAGGGGGUUUCUACUCCCCUUGCUCAAAUGUAUCCCCCUCCCGAGGUUGAACAACCUAGUGGUAAGGGUGAUGAUUCCUCCAAUUCUGAAAAGGCCUUGGCUGCUGAAGGGUUGCGCUCUCUAGGGCAAACCGCGUCUGACAAAGGGAAAUCGGUGGCCUCUAACACGGCUAAUGCUUCCCACUCUGAGAAGCAUGAUAAUGCAAAUGUUGUGAUUGAUCUAGAGGAUGGUAGCUCUGAUGAUCAAGAGGAAAGCUUGAUUCAUCACAUAAAGCCAAGUGUGGCUAAACGCAUGAUGACUCGUAAAGGAAAAUAUGUGGCUGAACUUAUCAAGGUUGAAAUAAAGAAGAGGAAGGUCAGAGAUGAUCUUGAGCCUGAAGAGGAUGUUGAGGAAGAUGUCCCUGACAUCUCGCAUGCGAAGAAAACUACGGUUAGGAAGUCUCCAAUUAAAGUACCUGUUGUUCAUUUGGAUAACAUCUCCUUCCAUCUUGAGGAUGGAGCUGCUAAGUGGAAAUUUGUGAUUCAGAGAAGGGUAGAUGUGGAAAGGAAAUUGGGAAAAGAUGUUGCUAAUGUCAAGGAGGUCAUGGACCUGAUACAAGCUGCUGGGCUUUUGAAGACUGUUGUUGGGUUCUCUCAAUGCUACGAAGGUUUAGUCAAGGAAUUUAUUGUUAAUAUUCCUGAGGAUAUUUCUGAUAAGAACAACAAGGAGUUCUGCAAGGUGUAUAUGAGGGGUAAGUGUAUAACAUUAUCUCCUACUGUUAUUAAUACUUUUCUGGCAGAAAUAAUGAGGGUGCAGGAGAAUUAG
Molecule: messenger RNA, 1116 nt
Organism: Lathyrus oleraceus (garden pea)
Lineage: Eukaryota; Viridiplantae; Streptophyta; Magnoliopsida; Fabales; Fabaceae
Exons: 2
Coding region: 1-1116 (371 amino acids)
Source: RefSeq, a predicted model, not a curated record